UGUCCCUAGGACACAGCGGAUAACCGAUCAAUGGAAAGAGCUGAAGAUGUCGGCUUGGUCAUGUGAUCAGCUGUGUCCAAUCACAGCUGAUCGCCUGUACACUGAUCAUCAGGGCACUGAUGAUCAGUGUGUCCUGAUGAUCAGUGUAGUCCCAGCAGUGCCACCUGUCAGUGCCCAUAAAUGCCAGCUGUCAGUGCCCAUCAAUGCCACCUGCCAGUGCCCAUCAGUGCCCAUCAGUGCCACAUAUCAGUGCCUACCAGUGCACAUCAAUGCCACAUAUCAAUGCCCAUCUGAGCUGCCUUUCAGUGUCACCUAUCAGUGCCAGUUAGUGCCACCUAUCAAUGGA
Molecule: messenger RNA, 346 nt
Organism: Staurois parvus
Lineage: Eukaryota; Metazoa; Chordata; Amphibia; Anura; Ranidae
Source: the annotation of a GenBank genome assembly